Messenger RNA from Arachis duranensis, 1847 nucleotides. Its product is annotated as E3 ubiquitin-protein ligase PRT1. Gene Ontology annotation, biological process: proteasome-mediated ubiquitin-dependent protein catabolic process. The transcript has 7 exons. Gene Ontology annotation, molecular function: zinc ion binding; ubiquitin protein ligase activity. Bases 91 to 1368 code for a protein of 425 amino acids. NCBI's taxonomy places the organism in Eukaryota, Viridiplantae, Streptophyta, Magnoliopsida, Fabales, Fabaceae. The record is from RefSeq and is a predicted model, not a curated record.
CCACUAUUAUUAAUUAUCGAAAAUAAAUAACAAAGUGGAACCUUUUAUUAAUCUAAAUCCAUUCCUUCUCUGUUUAUCGAUCUUACGAGAAUGGAAGCCAACGCAGCCAUUAAAGAAAGCGAGCAACAUGAUGACGAAAUCUCUGAUUCCUUUGUUUGCUGUGUUUGCCUAGAACUGUUGCACAAGCCCAUUGUACUCGCGUGUGGUCAUCUAUCUUGUUUCUGGUGCGUCCAUAAAUCAAUGGAUGUUAUACGCGAGUCUCAUUGUCCGAUUUGUAGACAAUCAUACUAUCACUUUCCAACAAUCUGUCAAAUGCUUCACUUUUUGCUUCUUAAGCUGUAUCCUGAUGCUUACAAGAGGAGGUUACAUCAGGUGCUUGAGGAAGAAAAGGAAUUGGGAUAUUUCUCCCCUCAAUUUGAUGAUGAUAUAUGUGGAUCACAAGCUAAAAUUGAUAAUCCCGAGAGUUCACAUUCUAGCGCUACUAAAGAUCCCUCAUCCAACUCAAGCAACUUGGAAACUUGUGAAUGUAAGGAACAAUCAGGCUCUUCCAAUCAUGAAGGAAAAGAAGGUGCCAUCAUUUAUGAAGACACAUCCAAUAGAAUGCCUGAGGUUAUGGGAACAACUUCCAUUGCAGGAAAAAAAGUACCCGAGAAUGACAAGCACAAUCAGCAACAGAAAAUAACAAUUGCAGAUGUGACUUGUACAAAGUGCAAGCAAUUGCUCUUUCAUCCUAUUGUUCUUAAUUGUGGUCAUGUAUUCUGUGAAGUUUGCAUGAUGAACAUAGACGAUCAGGUGCUUAAAUGCCAAAUUUGUCAAAGUUUGCAUCCAAGAGGAUUUCCAAAAGUUUGCUUGGCCCUUGAUCACUUUUUGAAGGAACAAUUUCCAGAAGAAUAUGCAAAGCGAAGAGAUGCUUCUCAAUUUAGCCAAGUCAAAGUCAAACCUAAGAUCUCAUCUUGUUCAUCAGGAAAUGGUGAAGCAGAAUUGUCUGGUCUUCCAUCAAGAAUUCACAUAGGAGUUGGAUGUGAUUUUUGUGGGAUGUAUCCGAUAAUUGGGGAGAGAUACAAAUGCAUUGACUGUAAGGAAGAAAUUGGUUUUGAUCUUUGCGGUGAUUGCCAUAAAACGCAUUCAAAGCUACCAGGCCGAUUCAAUCAGCAGCACACUCCUGAGCACAGGUUUGAGUCUGUACAAGGUUUUAGAUCAGUUGGGGGGUGGUAUGCACACGAGUCUCUGGAAAUUUCAGGACAUGUAUCCGAAGAUCCCAGUUCGCCCAACGAAGUUGAUGAAGAUUUCCAAACAUAUAUCCAAAGAUCCAGUCUGCCAGACGAAAUUGAUGGAGAUAACCAGAACGAACACAGAGAGCCCCUCUGAGAAGAAGGAAAGAAAAAUCGACGGAAUUGUGUGCUAUUCUGUUGGUGGUUAUGGUGGGGUCUAAUUACAACUCCUUGCUAAUCCAACCUCCAAACACUUCAUGCCUGUUCUCAAAUCCGCUUGGCCUCGUUGAAUUCGUCUCCAGCUUGUGCCAAUUGUGUCUGCACUUCACUGACCCUAAAUAUAGGCAAUUUGCUUUCUCUCAGGCCUUGAUGCAUGGUAAGCAUUUUGCUGCCUAUAAUAUUGGCCAUAUUGGUUAGGUAACGUAGGUAUUCCAAGACUCUGGCUGAUAUGUAUGAGAAUGUACAGAAAUAUUCUACAACGUAAUCUUAUGUAGUUUAUGGGAGAGUUGUUAGUAUUAUCAUUUGAGGUAUGCAUAGGAGUGAUUGUAUUGAGAUAGUGGAUUCAUGCCAGAAUAUUUAACACUGAACAAUGUUUGUGUACCCUCGGGUCAUAUAUUAUGCUUCAUAUUUUAAUAA